Messenger RNA from Acanthaster planci (crown-of-thorns starfish), 5796 nucleotides. RefSeq names its product ATP-binding cassette sub-family C member 9-like. Gene Ontology annotation, molecular function: ATP binding; sulfonylurea receptor activity; ATP hydrolysis activity. Gene Ontology annotation, biological process: transmembrane transport; potassium ion transport. Gene Ontology annotation, cellular component: membrane. The record is from RefSeq and is a predicted model, not a curated record. Lineage: Eukaryota; Metazoa; Echinodermata; Asteroidea; Valvatida; Acanthasteridae.
UGUACAUGUCGUGCAUCAGCGGAUACGCGACGGCCUCGCGGUCAGUAUGCACAUGUACAUGUAAACAUGGAGCCUUUUUAUAGCUCCAUGGUAUAAAUAAGACGAACUGCGACUGUGAGAGAGUUUCUUUAUGGGGGAAGGAUGAAAGAUAUUUCAGCGAUGAUUAUGACAAAAGAGAACGGAUGCUGACAUUUGCAUAGCGUGUUUUUAAACACUGGGUUUACUGGGUGAAACGCCAUGUUUCCCCCCUGAAGUGCUGUGCAAUCAUGUACAUCUUGAACCACAUGUACAACAAGGACUGGCAGUGGUUCUGCGGUAGUAACAACUCUGACCUUUUGGUCGACCUCUCGGCUGAAUGGAUCGGCAACACAUGCUUCAUCAACGGGCUAGAUGUGCUACCUCACCUAGCAUUCAUCAUCUUUUCUGCUCUGGCUUUAUUUCUGCUGGGCUUCUGCUGCAAGUACCGUGACCUUCCCAAGACGAACUACCUCCUGUGCUAUCCUGGGCACUCUGUCAAGUGGCUGGUGGGCAUUUUAUCUUUGGCCGUUUUAGCAGCAGCCAUUGGUGAGGGGGUUCUUACGGAUGAGACGUACCGAGUAUGGCACUACUCGACCCGGCCCCACUACUACGUCCCCAGCGCUGCUGCAUUCGUGGCCAUGCUCAUGUCGCUGGUUUACUACCAUCACAUGGAGAAAUGGCAGCUACCGGUCAUGUCUGUCCCGUUGCUGUGUUACUGGAUUUUGGCGCUGGUGGGAGAAGUGCUACGCCUUGUUAACUUGAGGCAGCAUAACAUUGCCAAUUUCACAGUGCUACGAUUCGAUGUGACCGUUCUCAUGGUGAUUGCGUACUUCGUCCUUCUUCUAAACGCGAUGAAUUUGAUCAGAAUAAAGGUGCUUUGGCCCAGAAAUUGGAAAAGGGUCACCGAGGACCUUCAGAAUAGCAACAUGCGAUUCCUAAAUGAUUACGUCAACAUCGUGUCCAACGCAACCUUCUGGUGGAUGAAUUUUAUAUUCAUAAAAGGCUACGAGAAACCCCUGGAACAAGACGACCUCGGUGACAUUCCGGAACGACAUCGAGCUAAUUUCAACCACAGGAAAUUCAAAGAAGCAUUUGACAGAGAAAAGGCUCGGGCUGAGAAAAAGGGCACUAGACCAUCUAUGUUCAGGAUCUACUUUGAUGCCUACUGGUCUGUUAUGCUGGUCUCUGCUCUGUUGAAGAUAGCAGCUGAUGUCUUAAAUCUUGUAGGUCCCUUGUGCAUCGGCGCUCUCACGUCCUAUGUUGUUACCCUCAGCUAUCCAGCAGAUUCCGAGUUGCUUCCGCCUCAUUACGUGACUUUCAGCGAUUUCUUCGCAAAUGGCUUCGUCCUCAUUGUGACGAUGUUUGUGGUGUUGUCGAUUAGGGUUUGUAUUAUGAAUGCCCAUUUCAAACUCUCCUUCAUGCUGAGUGCAGACAUCCGAGCGGCAAUCCAGAGCAUGAUUUAUACGAAGGCUUUGCGACUGGCCACUUUUGCUACCACUGGGGGCCAAAUGACCAUGGGUCAAAUCACCAACCACAUGUCAGCCGACGCCACCAACGUCAUGACCAUGAUACAGUCCAUGCACUUCCUGUGGUCUGCUCCAUUCCAGAUUGCCAUCAUCCUCAUCUUCCUGUACUUUGAAAUUGGGUUUUCGGCGUUGCUUGGAGCGGCCUUGUUCAUAGUUGUUCUUCCGAUUCAGUUUAAAGUUGCAGCCAUCAUGGUCGACAAACAGAAGGCUAUUCUACGUUGCUCCGACAAACGUUUGAAGCUGACCAACGAGCUGCUGCAAGGAAUUAAACUACUGAAGAUGUAUGCGUGGGAGGAAUUGUACAGCAAGGCAAUAGAGGUAGUUCGGAAGGAAGAAAUACGCAACUUACUUUAUAUCAAUCUGUGCCUGAUAACUUCAGUGUCUUUUACUUUUGGCGUCCCAGUCUUGGUCACGUUGGUCGCGUUUAUAACAUUUGAGCCACUCUCGGGGCAACCAUUGACGCCUGAUAUCACAUUCUCCUCUCUGUCCUUAUUUAAUUUGAUCGCGAUCCCUCUCUUGGUGAUGCCUGCGUCGGUGUCAUCUGUUGUGGGCUCGUUUGUUAGUUCCAAGCGUAUUAUAAAAUUUCUCUUGGCGCCUGAAGUAAAGGGGGACCGUGCUCUGCCAAUGGACACCGAAGGAAAAGUCCAGUGUAAAGAGAAGAAGGGGUACAGUGAUAGUAGCCGGGUAGUAUUUCGCAAAUUGGACGAGGCAUUGAGCGAGCCAACGGUCUCCAUUGGCGCCCAGGCCGACGACUCAGAUGAUCAGAGUGAUGACACCGAGAGAGCGCUGAUGUUGAGUAGCAUCUCGCUUUCACGGGGCAAAGAUUUGCCUGACGCUUCCACGAGCAAUUCAGACCAAGGCAUAGCCAUUAAGAUCACGGGUGGCAAUUUCGCGUGGGAUCCAGAAAGUACUUCACCUACUUUGUCCGACGUGAACGUGCAAAUACCAGCUGGCAAAUUGACCAUGGUGAUUGGCGCGGUUGGAAGCGGAAAGUCAUCUCUUUUAGCUUCUAUCUUAAAUGAAAUGACGACAAUCUCUGGGAAUGUUUACAUCAAUGGAGAAAAAGGGCGUAUUGCAUUUGCAGCACAGAGGCCUUGGCUAAUGAAUGCUUCUCUGCGAGACAACAUCCUGUUUUCAUCAAAGAUGGAUAACAAACGGUAUCACGGAGUUUUAGGUGCGUGUGCACUUCUGCCAGAUAUUGACAUUUUACCGGCCGGAGACAAGACUGAGAUUGGCGAGAAAGGUAUCAACUUGAGCGGAGGUCAAAAGCAACGUGUCAGUGUAGCGCGAGCGGUAUACGCUGACAGCGACAUCGUCAUUUUGGACGACCCGCUUUCGGCGUUAGACGUGCAUGUCGGACGUCAACUGUUCGAAGAAGGCAUCAUGAAACAACUCGUCAAUAAUAACAAAACUGUCAUUCUGGUGACCCACCAACUGCAGUAUCUCAGUAGAGCUGACUUGAUACUUGAGAUGAAAGAUGGCACCAUUGCCGCUAGUGGGAGUUUGAACGACAUCAUUAAGGCAGAUCCCGAGAUGUAUGAGGAGAUCAAACAGGUGUCAGCAGCGGGAUGGGAUAAUGAUCAGGCCGAGAGUGCUGAAGAAGAACGCUCUAAGUUGAAACGAAACGUUUCCCUUACAUCAGCAGAAAUUGCAAAAGGGGAUGGACAGCUGAUAGAGAAGGAAGAAAUGGUGCGCGGAUCGGUGUCUUACAAGACGUACCUGUACCUGCUAGGGAGCGUUGGCUGGGGUUUAAUCCUCUUAGUUGGAGUGGUUGGGGCACUACAAACAUCAUUGUCUGUUACAACCAACUUCUGGCUCUCUGAAUGGUCAGAAGCUGGCUUAUCCAACGAGACUGCAAGAACUUACACCGAGUAUCUUGUUGGCUACGCAUGCCUGUCCGUCGCGGCGGCACUAAGUCAAGCACUAUCAACCGCUAUAAUGAUUCUGUCAUUCAUGGUCGCCGCCAAGCGCUUACACCUGAGAAUGCUGAGGAAUAUCAUACGAGCACCAAUGAGGUUUUUUGACACUACUCUCGUUGGACAGAUCCUCAAUCGAUUUUCUAAUGACAUUCAGAUGAUGGAUUUUAGACUACCGGACACGUACAACUUUUUCGUCAUCAGCAUCAUGCAGAUUAUAGCGUCCGUGGUUGUAGUGGGCGUGGUCAUGCCCAUCUUCCUUGUGUUUGUCAUCCCAAUAGCCAUUGUGUAUUACAUACUGCAGAGGUUCUACUUAGCCACCUCCAGAGAGCUUCAACGACUGGAGAGCAUCAGCAAAUCUCCCGUCUUUGCCUACUUCUCGGAGAGUCUCGGUGGACUGACCACAAUCCGAGCUUACAGAUGCGAGAAUAGAUUUUACAACACCAUCCUCGCUCGAAUCGACAGAAACACCGCGGCGUUCCUUUAUGUGCAGAUUGGGGCAAGAUGGCUUGCAGUUCGGCUUGACGCCCUCGGAGUUCUGUUUGUGCUUCUCUCGACUGGAUCCACGUUAAUUGGCGCGCUCUCGUUUGGUAUUAAUCCCAGCUUGGUGGGUCUGAGCUCUGCUUACAGCCUGCAGAUGUCUAACUUUCUCAACUAUCUCAUGAGAGGUCGGACCCAGGUGGAGAUGCAGAUGAACGCCGUGGAGCGAAUCCAGUUCUACAGCGAGGUGGACCGGGAGGACUAUUCAGGUGCCGAACCUUCAGCCGGAUGGCCUCACAGUGGAGAGAUACGCAUCGACAAUGUCUCAGUCCGAUAUGCAGAAGAUCUUGAAGGUGUGCUCAGGAAUGUGUCAGUGUACCUGAAAUCGGGGGAGAAGGUCGGUAUCUGUGGCCGAACUGGAAGUGGCAAGUCGUCCCUGACCCUGGCAUUGCUGAGAAUCAUUGAUAUCUUUGAAGGCCAGAUAUUCAUUGACGGUAUGAAUAUCAUGAGUGUGCCUCUGACUACACUCAGGAGCAAAAUAUCUAUCAUCCCACAAGACCCAGUGCUGUUUACUGGACCUAUCAGGACAAAUUUGGAUCCUGAACGGAACGUAUCAGACGACGAAAUGUGGCACGCCCUGGAGAUCGCACAGCUAAAAGAUGUUGUCUCACAACUGGACGGGGGACUCGAUGCAGUGGUGAAUGAAGGCGGUGAGAAUUUCAGCGUUGGUCAGCGGCAGCUGUUCUGCCUGGCUCGAGCCUUCCUCAGAAAGUCUCGCAUCCUCAUCAUGGACGAAGCCACGGCUUCAGUAGACAUGGAAACGGACAAGACAUUACAGACCGUUGUUGCUACGGCAUUUGCAGACAGAACCGUUUUAACUAUUGCGCACCGCAUAGCAACCAUCCGAGACGCCGACAAGAUUAUCGUCUUGGACGGGGGUCGUAUGGUGGAGUUCGGUAGCCCCGAGGAACUCCUAGCGGACGAGGAUGGCUUUUUUACCUCCUUAGUCGGUGACGAUUGAGGGAUUGGUGACGGAAGAUACAAAGAAGCCCUGAAUAAUGCCAACCGCUUUGGCCAGUCUUUAAAACGGCGGGCACCGUUUGUAGUACGCCCAUGUGACUUCUCAAGCUGUAAACCAACUUGUGAUGAUGAUUUUUGACUUUUCGACGGGUCAUUACAUUGGACCAGUUGGCAAUCGCGCUAGUCAGAGACUGCCACAGGCUGUAUUCAGACUUGGUGUGAAAUCUCUGAGAGCAGCCUCUUUGCGGUAGCUGUGUUUUAUCGUUUCCGUUCCAACUACUGUUUCCGUUGAAAUGAAACCAUGUCAGCUGAAAUAUUGUCAAUAUGAAUUUUUCUUUUUUUCAUGAGCUCAUUAAAAUAUCUAACUGCCUUUUUCAAGGUUGAUAACUAAAAGAUAUUUUAGAAAUCAUUAAUUUCUGUAUAGUACAUGGAUGGGUUGCCUCAGGUUGCCUCAGGCGGGUAGGCAUAAAGUUGGCUAAACCCAUCCAAUUAGGCUUUCCCGUCAUCUUGGUUUCUCAAACUGAUGUGUUGUCACUUUGUACUGACGCGGCAACGAACGAUGAACGUGUCCAACAUUCAGAAUGUAUAUUUUUUACAUGGUGCAAACUCAAAUGUAUACAUGAAUUUGUUUGUUGUGGAAAGUGCAAAUAAUUUGGACGCAACCAUGUGAGGAUUUGUUUACUAGCGUAAUCCUGUUUCCAAUAUUAAAGUCUUCACACGUGCGCACCUUCACAUACAUUUUGUAUCUGUCCAUGGUGCGGUUUACCUGGACAGAUAUUGCGCUACCGAAACAGCAGUAAUAAAAACGAGACAUUCUAUGUCUGUUUGCAACGAGA